Mycotypha africana is the source of this 3482-nucleotide messenger RNA. RefSeq names its product nuclear export factor CRM1. The record is from RefSeq and is a predicted model, not a curated record. Bases 41 to 3259 code for a protein of 1072 amino acids. The transcript has 12 exons. NCBI's taxonomy places the organism in Eukaryota, Fungi, Mucoromycota, Mucoromycetes, Mucorales, Mycotyphaceae. Gene Ontology annotation, biological process: ribosomal large subunit export from nucleus; ribosomal small subunit export from nucleus; protein export from nucleus. Gene Ontology annotation, cellular component: cytoplasm; nucleus. Gene Ontology annotation, molecular function: nuclear export signal receptor activity; small GTPase binding.
CGCAAAACUCGACACAAUAGCUACGCCCAAUUCUUGAACGAUGACAGAAGCGAUUUUAGAUUUCAGUAAAGAGCUUGACGUUUCUUUGCUAGAUCAGGUCGUUACAACUUUCUACACAGGCUCAGGUGGUGAUCAACAAAUGGCACAAAAUCUACUAACACAAUUCCAAGAACAUGAAAAUGCUUGGAUGCGUGUCGAUGCUAUCAUACAGAAAUCAACUGUUCCUCAAACAAAGUUCCUCGCGCUUCAAAUUUUGGAAGCGUUCGUUCAAACAAGAUGGAAGACACUAGCAGCUGAUAGUAGAAACUCUAUCCGGUAUUUUGUCACUGAUGUUAUUAUCAAAGUUUCAUCCGAUGAGGGUGCGUUGAUUAAAGAACGUGCGUAUAUCAGCAAGCUUGAUAUGGUCCUUGUUCAAAUUUUGAAACAAGAAUGGCCCCACAAUUGGCCCUCCUUCAUUCCUGAAAUUGUUCAGAGUAGCAAAACGAACCUUUCUAUUUGUGAAAACAACAUGCUUAUUCUCAAGUUAUUGAGUGAAGAAAUUUUUGACUUCUCUGCUGAACAAAUGACACAAAUCAAAGCAGCCACGUUGAAGACGCAAAUGACCAAAGAAUUUUCAGAGAUCUACAAUUUAUGUAGAGAGGUUCUUGAUAAAGCAGUAAAGCCUAGUCUUAUUACUGCUACAUUGGAGACUUUAUUGAGAUUUAUUCAUUGGAUUCCCGUUGGGUUCAUUUUUGAAACUGACCUGAUUGAGACACUUCACUCCAAGUUUUUCCAACAAACUCAAUUCAGAAAUGUCACUCUUAAAUGCUUCACCGAAAUCAGCGGUUUAACUAUCACUCAAAACUACUAUGAUAAAAUGGUGCUUAUGUUCACUAGCGUCAUGUCCUCUACCAACCAGAUGGUUCCUCCUAGUACAGAUAUCGCCGAAGUUUAUGAGAAUAGUAACGAUAAUGAUCAAGAAUUUGUUCAAAAUUUGGCUUUGUUCCUUACGAGCUAUCUUGGUACCCACUUGCACGUCGUUGAAAGUUACCCCAAUACACAUGAGCUUCUGAUCAAUGCUCAUUUCUAUCUCAUUAAAAUAUCUCGUGUCGAAGAUCGUGAAAUUUUCAAGAUUUGUUUAGAAUAUUGGUCCAAGCUGGUCCAAGGACUGUUCGACGAAGCCGCUACUGCUGCUGCGCAAAAUAAUGGUCCAUUGUUGAAUAUGGGUGGAUAUAAUAAUGCAGGUGGUCUUAGAAAGAAUCUCUAUGUUACCGUCUUGUCCAAUUUACGUGUGGUAAUGAUUGAACGUAUGGUGAAACCGGAAGAAGUGCUUAUCGUCGAAAAUGAUGAAGGAGAGAUUGUUAGAGAAUUUGUCAAAGAAAGCGACACCAUUGUUCUUUACAAGAGCAUGAAAGAAGUUUUGGUUUAUUUGACCAAUCUCGACGUAAACAACACAGAAGAAAUUAUGACAUCCAAAUUAGCAAAGCAAAUGGACGGGUCUGAAUGGUCUUGGAAUAAUUUGAAUAAAUUGUGUUGGGCUAUCGGUUCCAUUUCAGGUGCCAUGAACGAAGAUACUGAGAAGAGAUUCUUAGUUACCGUUAUUAAGGAAUUAUUGUCUCUUUGCGAAAUGAAACGUGGUAAAGAUAACAAAGCCGUUGUUGCUUCCAAUAUUAUGUACUGUGUGGGUCAAUAUCCUCGCUUUUUGAAGGCACAUUGGAAGUUUCUCAAGACUGUUGUGAACAAAUUGUUUGAAUUCAUGCAUGAAUCUCAUGAAGGUGUCCAAGAUAUGGCCUGUGACACAUUUAUCAAGAUUGCUCAACAUUGUAGAGUUCAUUUCGUUCGUCAACAAAGUGGUGAAGUACAUCCUUUUGUCGAAGAGAUUCUUGAUAAUGUCAAUCGUAUUACCUCUGAUCUCGCGCCCCAACAGAUUCAUACUUUUUAUGAAGCAAUCGGCUAUAUGGUCGCUGCUCAAAGCAAUACCCAGGCUCGAGAAAGAUUGAUGGUUAAGUUUAUGGAGCUUCCUAAUCAAGCUUGGGAUGAUCUGAUCCAAAGAGCCAAAGUGAAUACAGACUGUCUCAACAACGCUAACGAAAUUAAAGUCUUAUGUAACGUUCUCAAGACUAAUGUAUCAGCUUGUUCAUCAGUUGGUUCUGCCUUCGUUUCUCAACUGCGUAGAAACUUUGACGAUUUAUUGGGUCUUUAUCGAAUUGUUGGUGGACUCGUCUCUGAAAGUGUUGCUGCUCAAGGCCUAAUUGCCACGAAAACUCCUAAAGUUCGUGGUUGGAGAACCAUCAAGAAGGAAAUACUGAAGCUUAUUGACACUUACGUUGAGCAUACCAAUGAUAUCAAUGAAUUGAACACUACCAUGGUUGAGCCUUUCUUAGAAGCCGUAUUAAGUGAUUACAGUUCCAACGUGGACGCUGCAAGAGACGCUGAAGUUUUGAAUGUUAUUGCCACCAUUGUCAACAAAUUGCAGUCCUACAUGACUCCUCGUAUUUCAGUUGUUUUCACCGCCACGUUCGAACCUACCUUAGGCAUGAUUACGAAGGAUUUCGCUGAAUAUCCCGAGCAUAGAACAGGCUUCUACUCCUUGUUGCUUGCGAUCAAUAGGCAUUGCUUCCCUGCAUUAUUAGAAUUAGCACCUGCUCAAUUUAAGCUGUUCAUUGAUAGUAUUGUUUGGGGUAUCAAGCACACCAUGCGUGAUAUCGCCGACAUAAGUCUUGAAACAUGCGGUGAGCUGAUCGAUAAUUUCACUCAAACAGAUCCUGCUGUUGCCAAUGCCUUCCACCAAUCUUUCUACACUUCUCUUGUUCAGGAACUCUUAUGUGUGCUUACUGAUCGUGAUCAUAAGAGCGGAUUCAAGGGUCAAACAGAAGUGUUGGCACGUCUUUUCCGUUUGGUAUCAAGCAAUAUGAUCACUGCACCUCUCUUCAACCCCUCUCAAGUCUCUAACCCCAAUAUGACCAAUAUAGAAUAUGUUCGAGAAUACGUUGGCACUCUAUUACAUAACGCUUACCAACACCUUACAGCGAAUCAAAUUAAGGUCUUUGUUGAGGCAAUGUUUGAAUACAACAACGAUUUACCCAAGUUCAAGUUAGAAGUUCGUGAUUUCCUUAUCCAAUUGAAAGAAUUUGCUGGUGAUAAUACUGAUCUCUAUUUGGAAGAGAAAGAGAGAGAAUUAGACGCUCAAAGAAAGGCUGAAAUGGCUAGAGCAUUGCAAAUUCCUGGUAUGGUAAAGCCUUCUGAUUUACCUGUCUUGGAUGAGGAUGAGGCUCUCUAAACGAGAAGAAUAUGUCUUCUCGACAUUUUUACUCUACGUACGCAAACAUUGUCUCAUCAUUCUUUAUCAUCACAAUUUAUUUCACAAUAAGCUUGGAAAAAAACUCUCGAGAACCAAAGAUACACCUUGUCAUGCUUUGACUCAUAUAUUUCUAUUGAUGAGGUAACUCUUCACUUCCUCCAUCAAGAGUCUGUGUGUAUACAGUCACAUAUAUACAUUUUAU